AGCCGGCGCGUGCGCGGCUAGAGAUGCGCCGGCAGCGGGGGCCGUGGUAGUGGCGGCGGGGCGCGCAGGGGAUCUCGCCGCCGGUAAUCCGCCCGCCGCGGGGAUGGGGAGCGCGGGGCGGCCGCCUCUCGCCCCGCGGGGGCUGAAUGCCGGCGUCAGGCCGGCGCGCCGUGCGUCUGCUGUUUUAUAACUGAGGCGGGGGGGAGCGGCGGCCAUGAGGGAAAGGCGGGCGGGGCUGCCGUGGCGCCGGCCGUUACAGAGGGGCAGCGCGGCCCCGGCACCGCGUCGGCGGGAAUUGUGCUGCCCGGGCGUUGUCUGUGGGCAGAGCGGAGCCCCGUAGCUCUGUGGUUACGGGUGGGAGGUGGGGGGCACGAAGUCUGCCGGUCCCGUUGCCGCGGGUGGUGCUAAGGAAGCCCCCGGUGCUGCCGGUGGGGCAGCAGCCCGCAGCUGGGCGCGGGCGGCGGCCGUAGUGCCUGCUGGAGCGCUGGGCUUGGUGGGAAACCCGUGCCCCUCCUCCCCUGUAAGGUCGUCUGAGAGACCCUUCUGAGUUAGCGAUGUUUCGAGGGGAGUCGUAACAAAGCCGUUAGUUUGAUGGCACGUGUAAAGUAGCUCCAUAAAAGCCGAUACAGAGGUUUGCAUUGACGCACCGACUUGCCCUGCAGGCAUCAGCACUGCUGUCUAGUCUGUGUCCUACAAGCAGCGGCUUAUUACUUGAGGUGUAAUGUUGUGCUGGUGUUGCAGUGCAGUUGCUGUCCCCAAGGGCUUGCCUUACAGCAGUGCUGCUGGCUCAUAGGUUUCUUCUGGUGCAUGGACGUGGCCAAGCUAUGCAAAAACAGCUUGAACUUACAGUUCCUCGGAUGACCAGAAUGCAUUCCCAGUGGGACUGGCUGUGCUUGAGUCUCCUGAUAAUUAGCUCAGUUACUGCAGAAAUCGAAGAUGGAGGAGUUCUGGGUGCGGAUGUUGAAGUGGAGGAUUUUGACGAAGAGUCUCAACAAGCUGAUGUUGACAAAGAAGAAUCUUCCUUAGGGGUUGUGUACCAGACGCCAAAGCCAACUGGAGAUGUUUAUUUUGCAGAACCCUUUGAUGGAGAAUUGACUGGUUGGGUGUUGUCUAAAGCCAAGAAAGAAGACACAGAUGACACCAUUGCUAAAUAUGAUGGAAGAUGGGAAGUAGAAGAGCUGAAAGAAAACACAGUACCUGGAGACAAAGGAUUAGUGUUAAAAUCGGCUGCAAAGCAUCAUGCAAUAUCAGCUAUGCUAACAAAGGCAUUUAUUUUUGAUAAAAAACCUUUGAUUGUUCAGUACGAAGUGAAUUUUCAAGGAGGCAUUGACUGUGGUGGUGCAUAUAUUAAACUUCUCUCCAGUACGGAUGACUUGGAUCUGGAGUUCUUUUUUGACAAAACGCCUUAUACUAUUAUGUUUGGACCAGAUAAAUGUGGUGAAGAUUACAAACUACACUUCAUCAUCAGGCACAGGAAUCCUAAAACUGGAGAAUACGAUGAAAAACAUGCAAAACGUCCUGAUGUGGACCUGAAAAAGUUCUAUUUGGACAAGAAGACACAUCUAUACACUCUUGUGCUAAAACCAGAUGAUACGUUUGAAAUGCUGAUCGACCAAUCAGUCAUCAGUAAGGGAAGUCUUCUUGAGGAUAUGGUUCCUCCAGUAAACCCUCCUAAAGAAAUAGAUGAUCCUACUGAUAAGAAACCUGACGACUGGGAUGAGAGACCAAAAAUACCUGAUCCCAACGCUGUCAAACCAGAUGACUGGGAUGAAGAUGAGCCUUCCAAAAUAGAAGAUCUUGAUGCUGUUAAACCUGAAGGAUGGCUUGAUUAUGAACCACAGUAUGUUCCGGACCCCAGUGCAAAAAAGCCAAAGGACUGGGAUGAAGAAAUGGAUGGGGAGUGGGAAGCCCCUCAGGUCCCCAAUCCGAAGUGUGCCACCGCACCUGGUUGUGGACUGUGGGUGCGUCCCAUGAAGAACAACCCCAAGUAUAAAGGAAAAUGGAAAGCACCUAUGAUACCUAAUCCUAAUUAUCAGGGAAUCUGGAGUCCUCGGAAAAUACCGAACCCAGACUACUUUGAAGAUCCUCACCCGUUUGAGAUGAUGACACCUAUCAGUGCUAUUGGCUUAGAGCUCUGGUCUAUGACUUCUGAUAUCUACUUCGAUAACUUCAUAAUAUGUUCAGAAAAAGAAGUAGCUGAUCGUUGGGCAGCAGAUGGUUGGGGCUUAAAGAAACUAGUAGCAAGUGCUAACGAGCCUGGAAUGUUUAGCCAACUGGUGACUGCUGCAGAAGACCAUCCGUGGCUCUGGGUUCUUUAUAUCUUGACUUUAGCUCUGCCUGUUGGUCUAGGUGUGUUGUUCUGCUGGCCAGCAAAGAAAACAGAUGAAGAUUUUGACUUAAAAAAAACGGUUAUAUCUAUGCCAGUUACAAAGGGAGGAGUAAAACAAGGAAGAGAAGAGUUAGAAGAUGAUGAAAUAGAUUUAGAAGAAGAAAAAGAAAACGAAGAUAUUGGUGAAGAUGGUAAGAUGAAGAGAAGAGAACUGGAGGAGACAGAGGGACAGUUUAUAGAGGAUACAAAUAAGAUGGGAAGGAAGGCUCCUCCUUCAGAAGAUGAGAGUAAAUAUGGGGAAGACGAUGAUGAGGAAAACGAAGUUGCAGGUAGAAGUCAAGAAGAAGGUGAUGAGACAAAUAAAUCUGGCUCAGAAGAUGAGAUGACAGCAGCUGAUGAAAUUGCAGGCUCUGGGGAUGGUCCACUGAAGUCAGUACGCAAAAGAAGAGUACAAAAGGACUGAGUUGUUUAGAGCUAGAAAUACUAGCUGCAAACAGUAGUAACUUAUGACAUGCCACUGCAAAGGGCCUGACAGCACGCAGGUUCCUGAGAUGUGAAGGGAAAAAUGGGACUCGUCGCUACUUAACCUCUCUUAAUUCCUUAACCUCUUUUAACCUUCCCAAGCUUCCUUGAUGCCCUUUUUUUUUUUUAAGAAGAAAUACUAUCUGUGAGGAGUUACGUAAUGUUUCACAUUUAGAAUAAAGGUGAAACUGCAAGUUGGCCAAGUGAUUUUAAAAAGCAGAUUCUUAAGAUUUGAAGACUCUUAGAAAUCAAUAUUAGUUAGAGAUGAGAAAUUUUACUCUACAUAUUUUUAAGAACAUGAAUAAAUAUUUUUGCAGCUCUAGCACAACAUUAGCUGUUUACACGUUUGAACUAAGGGAGUUGCAGUAUAGAUGAAGCAUAUACAGUUCACGUUGUUGAGAGAGAAGGUAUUUUUUUUCUGUGCAGAGCUAAAUGCAAUAAUUGUUUUUGUAUGAUCAUUUAGUGCUAGCAACAAUUCUUCUUGUAAAUUAUUUAUUUUAGUUGCUAUUGUUACACAGUGGUCACCUGUUCACUUUAAACAUUGGUUAUAGUAAUUUAUUUUUAAGAGAUAGUUGAAAAUAGGAUACUCAGAGAACAAGUGGUUAAUUGAUGUGACUUAUUUUGCUUUUGAAUGCAGGUAUCAAAUCUACAGAAGUGAGAGAGAGAGGCUUUUUCAGACUUUUAUAGCUCUCAUGUUCCAAGCCAGAACGGCAUAGAUUUUGUUUAUAGAAUACUUGCUGAGUGUAUAUUGUGUAUUAAAAAUAUUUAAUAA
This is a messenger RNA of Gallus gallus (chicken), 3623 nucleotides long. It is a transcript of the gene CLGN, whose product is annotated as calmegin. Gene Ontology annotation, molecular function: calcium ion binding. Gene Ontology annotation, biological process: protein folding. The coding region runs from base 825 to 2792 and encodes 655 amino acids. Lineage: Eukaryota; Metazoa; Chordata; Aves; Galliformes; Phasianidae. The record is from RefSeq and is a predicted model, not a curated record. The transcript has 17 exons. Gene Ontology annotation, cellular component: endoplasmic reticulum; endoplasmic reticulum membrane.